Messenger RNA from Chanos chanos (milkfish), 4951 nucleotides. RefSeq names its product zinc finger protein 646 (gene znf646). The record is from RefSeq and is a predicted model, not a curated record. The transcript is spliced from 3 exons. The coding region runs from base 1 to 4674 and encodes 1557 amino acids. Lineage: Eukaryota; Metazoa; Chordata; Actinopteri; Gonorynchiformes; Chanidae.
AUGCAGGAGCCAGGACGGACUAAGGGUUUCUUAUGCAAGCAUUGUGGUAUAGCGUGUGUAAGCAUGCCCAGUCUUCUGGAGCACGUGGAUAGCUAUCAUAAGUCUGAGGAAGAUCGGAAGUUCAAAUGUGGCGAGUGUGGACGGGGCUAUAGGCACGCCGGCAGUCUGGCUAACCACAAGAAGACACACGAGGUUGGUUCAUUUCAGUGUCAGAUCUGUGCGAGGAACCUUUCCAACCUGCUCGCUUUGAAAAGUCAUCUGCGUAUCCACACGUCACAGAAAAAGUAUUCCUGCGCGGAGUGCGGCAAGGCCUUUAGACUGGCCACCCAGCUGGCCACUCACCAGAAGGUUCACCGCAACAGGGAGUCACGAGGGAGGACCAAUCAGAAAAGUGAAAUAGAAUAUGAAAUUAGUGAUGAUUACGUUGAUGAUGAGCUGCAGCAUGUAGGUGAGCAGGAUUUUGACGAGGUUCCAGAUCUGCAGUCAGACAUCGGAUUGGACAUUCCUCCAGAGAACAGCCUUAGCAAUAGCACGAUGCCCGAACAUGUCUCCAGCCCCACCCCCGAGAGUGAUGCGGCGGCCAGCGGUGAAGGUGGGGAUCGCCCUUUUAAAUGUGAUCAGUGUGACAAGACAUACAGGCACCACGGAAGCCUGAUUAACCACAAAAAAUCUCACCAGGUCGGCCUCUUUGAGUGUCCUCUCUGCUUCAAACACUUCAGCAACCUCGCUGCCCUCAACAGCCACCAACGAAUCCACACCAAGCCCAGAGGUCGCUCGGGCACCGCCGCGCCAGAGACUGGCCACAAUGAUUGUAACCCAGAACAUAUGCCAGAGAAUGGAGAUAUAAACACGUAUUUCUGUCACCUUUGUCAGGUAGCAUUUUCUAACGAGGACGACUUUCAGAAUCACAUCCUGUUGCAUAACUCGUCCUCAGUGUCCUUUGAGCUCCCUGACAGCAUACCAGAGGACCAUAACUUCUCAUAUGACCACAGUGUUACUCAAUCUCCAGAGUCCAAUCCUUAUCCCCCAUCCAGUGACACUCCACCAAUGCCUCCGUUAUUGGACGAAGCUGAGCAAUAUGACCAAACAGAGAGGCCCACUGAAAAUGGUCAGAUAUACAUACCCCAGCCUAUAGACGAUCCCCCAUGUGUACUGGAUACUCAGGGAAUGCCCAAGGCCCUGACCUCAGAGAAUUUCAGUUCUGAUUCCCAACCCUCAGAGCAGGUGAAUGAUGAAGUAAAGCAAGAGGAAACCUCAGAUUCUUCAGACAGGCGUUUCAAAUGUCACAUUUGUGGUAAGAGUUACAGGCAUGCAGGAAGCCUCAUUAACCACAAGCGCUCUCAUCAGACAGGCAUCUUCCAGUGUUCGAUCUGCCGCAAGAACUACCCACACCUGGCUGCCCUGCGCAGUCACCUGCGCAUCCACAGGGGUCGACCUUCCACCUUAGCCCAGAGUGCAGAGGGCGACUGGCUUUCCCCAGAGCCUCUGACGCUCGAGAACCAGCAGGGUUGCUUCUCCUCUCAAGAGGACGAUGAAAACAGCAUGCUGGCCCAUCCUCAGGACUUCGGAGGUCAUGCACAUUUGAAUUCUGAUGAUAAACAUGACAGUAGUCUGGAGGCCUCAGAGUUCGAUGAGCAGUUUGACGUAACCUUCCCCCAGGACAGGGCCAUGCACCUACCUCAGGAUGAACCUUUUGUGGAGAGGCACAUGUGUGCAGACUGUGGAAAAACGUUUAGCAACAUUGCAGGAAUCCGGUUGCAUGUCUGUUCCCACAGGAAUCCGCCCUAUCAGGGUUUGACCAACGGUGCAGCCGGUGACUUGGACUUUCAGAAUGUGAAUCAUCAGGACUUCUCGGGAGAUUCAGGGGAGUGUAUCGGUUUUGAGGGUCACAACGGUGGUGCCGCUGAGGCUUACUUAACGCAGAAUGCCUUCCACGACAGUAUACACAGUGAGGUGAUGAGGGACGAUGAAGGCAAAGUCCACGGUGAGGAGGAAGAGGAGGAUGAUGGAGAGAUGUAUCAGUGCUCUGUGUGUGGAAACCACUACACCAGUAUGCGUGCUCUGAGGAGCCACCUCCGCGGUCACACUCAAACCCACAGCACACCCUCAACCUCCGGCCCUUCCUCUCUGUCCUCCCUCGAGGUUGACGGAGAUGACAAACCAGGGGAGAGUUACCAAGGCGAAGGCAGUCUGGUCAUCUGCAGCACAUGUGGAGAGAGCUUCAUAAAGAAACAGGACCUUCUGGCCCAUCAGCUCCUGCACACUGACCCAGAGUUAGAUCAGUCAGAACCGUAUCCAGUGGACCACCAGAAUGAACUCAAACCGAAAGAGGAGCUGGAGGAGGAGAGCAUCAUCUGUGGGAAAUGUGGUGUAACCUGUACCAGCUUCCAACAUCUCAACUCUCAUUCGUGCCCAGGACAAAAAGGAGACGACCCAGUAAAGUCUGAAGACAAACCAGGGCUUGGAUAUUCGCUCAGGCAGGAUUUUGAGUGUCGUAAAGAGACCCCUCGUGCCGGGGAGCGCCAGUAUAAAUGUGAUCAGUGUGGGCGUUCAUACAGGCAUGCGGGCUCUCUGCUUAACCACAAGAAGUCCCAUAAAACCGGCGUGUUUCGCUGCCUAGUUUGCCAGAAGAGGUUUUACAACUUGCUUGCCCUCAAGAACCACCAGAGGACACACUUUGAUGUUAAGAAACACAGAUGCACAGAAUGUGGGAAAGCCUUCAAAAUCCGUAAACAACUGUUGAACCACCAGAGGGUUCACCAAGAAAACCAGGCCAAGAUCCAAGAACUGAACAAUCAGAUUCAGACCCUCAUGCAGAUGAAUGGGAACGUCUCAGGAGGCGGAGUGCAGUCGUUCAGCGGGAACAGGAGGAAAACAUUACGCCGCCGUAAGCAAAGGGAGACCCCUGCUAGCCACGAAUCCAGCACAAAGACAGAAGGCAAGACUAGCGAUCCAAAUAACCCUCGCCCUUACGUCUGUGACCAGUGUGGGCGGAGCUACAGGCACGCAGGAAGCCUGGUCAACCACAAAAACUCACAUAAGACAGGCGAGUACUACUGCGCUGUGUGCAAUAAUACCUAUUCCAACCAGCUGGCGAUGAAGAACCACCUCCGAAUUCAUUUUGCGGUGAAGAAGCAUUGCUGUCAAGACUGUGGGAAGGCUUUCAGAGGAAAGCGACAGUUACUAAACCACAGCUGCUCCCGGCACAGGAAGAACGCUGUAACUGGAACGAGAGGCAGGGGGCGCAGGCGAGCAAAGGACCUGACAUGCAAAGGUUGCAGGUUGGCGUUUCCCUCUGCUGACCUUCUAGCUGCACACAGUUGCGAGAAAGGAAACGUCUCUUUGCCAGAGUGUGACGACAACGGAGCGACAGACAGACCCUCACAGAAAGAGGAGCGACCGUUUAAGUGCAACAUCUGUGGUCGCAGCUACCGUCACGCAGGGAGUCUGCUGAACCACAAGAACACACACAAGACCGGCCAUUACAAAUGCACCUUCUGUGCCAAACCCUUCUCCAAUCCCAUGGCAUUACGAAACCACACCCGCAUUCACACGCAAGAGAAAAAAUACGUCUGCCCCACGUGUGGCAAAGCCUUCCGGCUCUCCAGCAUUCUCCACAACCACCUGAAGAUCCAUGCCAGGGGUGUCUCCCACUUCAGCUGUCAGUCGUGUGGGAAAAGUUUCCAGGGCAGGUCAGGACUGAAGAGGCACCGCUGCUUCAGAAACAGCUCAUCAGACUCAGCUGUCAGUCAUGGAGAGGGAGGAGACAAGUGUUACACGUGUGAUCAGUGUGGUCGUUCCUAUAGACACGCUGGCUCCCUUCUCAACCAUAAGAAGACUCACUCUGCAGAUCUUCUCCACUGCACUCUGUGCCUGAAAACCUUCUCCGACCCUGCGGCGCUGCAGGCCCACACUCAGAUGGUGCGUCACUGCUGCCCGGACUGUGGCAAGACCUUCUGUGAGUUUGCACACAUGCAGAGCCACAUGGAGGUGCACAGUAAAGGACAUCCCUACUUCUGUAACCUCUGUCAGCAGAGCUUUCCAAACAUGGUCAGCUUCCAGCAGCACCAGGAGCUCCACCGUAACGUCCAGGCACAGCCCCAUCACCACCAGAUGGAAGAAGACCUGGGCUGGGGCUCGGAAAUGGACCAGCACACGGACCUCCAGGGCCUGCCCAAGAUGGCUCCAGCCUUCAGCCGGGUCCACAGCGGUUUCCCUGAGCCCCAGGAGCCUCAGGUGGGAAGCGAUGUGUUUGAGAAAGAGGAGAAGAGCCACGUCUGUGAGCACUGCGGACGCACCUACAGGCACGCCGGCUCCCUGCUCAACCACAAAAACAGCCACAAGACGGGAUCUUUCUUCUGCUCUGUCUGUCAGAAGGAGUUCACCAACCUGAUGGCGCUGAAGAACCACCGGCGGAUCCACACGGAGCCUAAACGUUACCAGUGCCUGGAGUGCGGCAAGGCUUUCCGUGUCUCGACACAGCUCAUCUGCCACAGACGCAUUCACACCAAAGAGAAGCCCUUCUCCUGCCUCCUGUGUGACAAGAGUUUCUCCAGCAAGUCCAACCUUAGGCACCACCAGAAGAUGCACCAGAACUCACAGCAGACCUUUGAGUCGUCCUUCAGCAUGGACGACAGCGCGUUUAUGGACCUGAACGUGGACUCAUUCCUCUGAGCGUGGACCUGAGGAAGCCUUAGUGAAAUCUCGAUGUUCUUAGAGAAGCUAUCAGUGAGACUUUUUCCCCCACCCAAGGCCCAGUGCCAGCAAUCAUCAAACAAUCAGGUUUUUCUGCCCUACUUGCCAAGGAGCUGUUCUGACCGCUGAACGAUCUUGGCAGGUGUGGCCUCUUAUACUGUUCUAUUGUUCAGAUGGUUUUCAUUGGCGGACGUUUGAGUCUGGCAUUGUCGAGAUUCUACCUCUGGUAGGGACAGUGAUACUGUAAACAUUUGUA